Orussus abietinus is the source of this 2254-nucleotide messenger RNA. RefSeq names its product sec1 family domain-containing protein 2. Gene Ontology annotation, biological process: intracellular protein transport; vesicle-mediated transport. Bases 8 to 2107 code for a protein of 699 amino acids. The record is from RefSeq and is a predicted model, not a curated record. The transcript is spliced from 11 exons. Lineage: Eukaryota; Metazoa; Arthropoda; Insecta; Hymenoptera; Orussidae.
UGUAUUAAUGAAACUAAUGGGAAACACGUUUUAUAACAAUGCUUUCAAUACUUUUCAAUUGACACUGAUUGACACUUCAGUGCUUGUGCCUAAUCGAUGCCGACAUGACAAAUCUUUAAUCAUGAGUAACAGCAUCGAUCUGCAAGAAUUUGCAAGUGCUUGUUGGAAAGACAUUUUUUCUGUAGCACAUGGUGCCGCAGUUUAUAUUGAUCAUGCCGCAGCUGAGUGUCUUCAUUGGUUCACGCGUGAUAAGGCAUAUACUGCAUUGAUAAAUGCAGGAGCUGUUUCUGUUCAUGAUUUGGCUAUGUAUAACUUCCGAUAUGUCAGAGUGAAGGGUACAAAGAAAGCUGUAAUAAUAUAUACUUCCGCUGACCCAAUAUUUUAUCAGCGGACAUUAAAAAUGAUUAUAGAAAAAAAUACCUUUGAAAGCUGUAUAAUUAUAUGUGCAGUUCAUUACGGUAUUUUAAAUUACGCUUCGAUAUUUCCAGUUGAGGAGGAAAGUAGUUAUAACAAAUUAAAAGAAGAUGUAUUAAAUUGGAUGAGUACUAGAAAUCCUGCAAAGGAACCUCAUGUAGAUGUAAUAUUUAGGCCAGUUUUCACUGCUUGUAUUGAUCAAGAUUUAUUUACAACACCUCCAUUUGGUGAUAUGAUGCCUAAUUUUGAUGAACAAAUAAGCCAAGACCAAGAAAUAGAUCUAACAUUUUUGGUGAGCUCAUUACACAGUUUAUUUACUCACUUCAAUUUAAAAGAAGAUAUUUACUCAAUUGGUAAAUUCAGUGAGUAUAUCGCAGAGAAGUUGGAAAACUUACCUGCUGCCAUUGAUAGAAGAAAACGUUUAUUUGGACCAUCAAAUGUUUCGUUAAUCUUGUUAGAUCGUACUUUAGACUUGUGUAAAGCAACUAGCCAAAACACUGAAUGUGUACUGGCAAGGAUACUUACAACUUUGCCUCGUCUACCCCAUCACUAUAAUGAUGUUGCAAUAAAUAUGGCUCCAAUUUGCGCAGAAACGGAGCUGCAAGAGACCCAGGCCUCUGCAUUAGUACCUGGGUGCUUAGCAACCGAUGAUCCGAGUUUGAUUAAACUUUUAAUUAGUGAGAAACAAAAAAUGGUUCUACUAAAAUUUAAUCAAUUACUUAUGGAUAUGACAGUAUUGAAAGUAAGUCCAAAAGCAAAAUUUGGGACAAGAAUCACAGUUUAUACCUUGGAAAAGCUUUUACAUAAAUUGCGAGACAGUGAAGGUAUUGAAUCUUUGACAAGAUUUAGUAAAAAAAUCCAGAUUAUCAUGGCAGUGAUCCAAGCCCUAAAAUCUGAAAAGACGCCUCAGUUAGAGUUGUUAAUUAGUCUGGAAAAAUUAAUAUUACAAAAUUUGGCUGUAAGUCGUGAUUCUUCGAGUGUACUUGCACAGCUAAGUAACAUUAUAAAGAAUCGCUGUACUCGGGGACUCGACAUGGAGAAUCUACUUAUAUUAUUGAUACAUAUUUUCUCUCUUGCUGGAACAGAAAUAAACUUUUCUGCGCAACAAGAAGAACAUUUAAAUGAAGCUCUUAAAGAUGCUAUUUAUGAAGAUAUAAAAAAAUGCAACGAGACUACACCUGGUCAUGAGAUGUCAAUUUAUUAUCAAACUUUGCUUCUCUUAGGUGUCACUAGUGAUGAUAAAGCAAAAGAAGAUGCAGAAGACAUUGCACAACGAAUCAUAGAUACGUUGCAUGCUAUAGCGCAACAGAGAGCAAGUUUAGAAAACUACAGAUGUCUAAUAACAAAACCAAGCGCUCAAGAGCUGGCACAGUACACUGGACUAUUAGAAUGCUUAAUCAGAGAUUUGCUGCACCCAAACAGACCAGAGAUUCCUGACUUACAACAGAAAGCAUCUUCUUUCAUGUCAACUGGAUUUAAUUUAUUUCGGAAAGGAAAAACCAAACGCCAUCCAGGUGACAAUCCACUAAUAAUUAUUUAUGUAGUUGGUGGAGUAACAGCAGAUGAAGCUAGGAUUAUUAAUGAUAUUUCUUCUCGGAAUAUUAAUAAUCCAAGGAUAAUAUUAGCAGGAUCUAGAUUAUUAAAUCCUUUAAAUGUAACAGAUAAAGUUUUGUUAUCCACGUUGACUUCUUAACAUAGAUCAUUUUUCUGUUUAUGCUGGUUCCUUUUCUUCCAUCCAUUUUAUAUCAUCUGCUUCUAUUACAUAGGCAACUUUUUUCUUAGUUUUAGCAAACUCUACUAUAGCAAAAAAUGUAUUACAAUUCUCUUGCCUGUGAAGUUG